AAAAAAGCUAGAAUGGCAUCUCUGAGAUAUGCAGUUGAGAAGAUAUUUUGGAAUGGCUUUGAAAUACAUUGACAUAGGAGCCAACCUGACGGAUCCCAUGUUCCAGGGGUGCUAUGGCGGAUCACAAAAGCACAAAGCCGACCUGGACAUUGUUUUGGACCGCGCGUGGCAACAGGGAUUGCAGAAAAUAAUCAUCACAGCCGGUUGCCUGAAGGACGUGGACGAGUCCUUAGAGUUGGCUUCAAAAGAUGAACGCCUCUUCACUACUGUAGGAACACAUCCCACGCGCUGCGAUGAAUUCCUUGCAGAUCCGGAGGGUUACUACGCCCAGCUCCGGUCUAAGAUUGAGGCCAACAAGGAAAAGGUUGUAGCCGUGGGAGAAUGCGGUCUGGACUACGACCGACUGCACUUCUGCGGCCAAGAGACCCAACGCCAGUACUUCGAGAAGCAGCUGGACCUGGCGGCGGAGUUCGGGCUACCUUUGUUCCUACAUAUGAGAAAUGCAGCCGAGGACUUCAUGGCCAUCCUGGAACGGAAUCGAGAAAAGCUCAAGGCCUGUGGCGGGGGAGUAGUCCACAGCUUCACCGGGACCCUGGAGGAGGCUCAGAGCAUCUUGGCGUUUGGAGGACUCUACAUUGGGAUCAAUGGAUGCUCUUUAAAGACGGAGGAGAACGCAGAAGUGGUUCGCCAGCUGCCAAAUGAUCGUAUCAUGCUGGAAACAGACUGUCCCUGGUGUGGGAUACGUCCAUCGCACGCGGCCAACAAGCAUGUGGUCACCAAGUUUCCAACCGUCAAGAAAAAGGAGAAGUGGACACCAGAGUCCUUAGUGGACGGUCGAUGCGAACCGUGUCAGAUAAGCCAAGUUCUAGAAGCUAUUGCUGGCCUGAAGCAGGAGCCCAAGGAGAAGCUGGCGGAAAUCUUCUACCAAAACACGGUGGACUUGUUUUUUUCGAAACAAAAGAACAACUGAGGAGAAUAAAAAACGGCUGUGCAUUUACAUUCAAUGCGUUUACAUUUAUUUUAUUAUUGUGUCUCAUGUCUAAAUGCAAAUGAAUUCAAAAAUA
Molecule: messenger RNA, 1064 nt
Organism: Drosophila bipectinata
Lineage: Eukaryota; Metazoa; Arthropoda; Insecta; Diptera; Drosophilidae
Product: deoxyribonuclease TATDN1
Cellular component (GO): cytosol
Molecular function (GO): 3'-5'-DNA exonuclease activity
Source: RefSeq, a predicted model, not a curated record